UAUUUGUGAUUAAUUUGGUUGCUUAGCAACAUAUAUAAACGAUAUAAACAUUUUGAAAAUCCUGAAAACAGACGUUAAUUAGUUGCGUUUUUCAAGCUUCAGACGGAUUUGUAGAUGAUUUUUUACGAAUUUAGGCCAUGGCUUCCAGUUUUGUUUCUUAUUUUAAAAUAAAUGGAAUCGCUAUUCUUCCUCCACUGAUUACGCCGGAAAUACGUUCUGAGAUGUUGGAUUAUAAAAAGAAAGCAAUUCUUAUAGAACAGAAACGUAAGGAAGUUGGGCAACCUAAAUUGAAAGCCUUUGAUCAAUCCGGAGAUAAAUACAUAUUAGAAAACACAAUGCAAAGUUCAGAGAAAGAUUACAACUCUGAAAAAGAAUUGCUCGUUCUAAGCAAGGAAGAUGAAAUUUUACCGGAUUUAUCGUCGACGACUGUUAGAAAUGACUCUACCAUAGACACCGAAGGCGAGUCUACUACAUCGCGACUCAUCAGAUCAAACUCGUAUACUUUGGACAGUCCAAGCCCUUUAUUGAUUAAACAUUUGCAAAAUGAGAACUUGAACAUAACGGGUUUAAGUUCAAUGAAUGAGCCUUCAAAUGAAAUUACAAAAUGUAAGAAGCUAGACUUCAAUGAUGGUGGAACAUUGUUGCAGAAAAAGUCUCCUAGGUCUGCUAAAAGACCUGAUUGGGUUUCAUCUAAAAAGGUUUCGCUCAAACCGCUGAAACCAAUUAAAAAGCACAUAAGUCCCUACAAGCCGACUUCUAAAACAAAUGCUAAAGCUGCUAGCAAAGGGACCAUCGGGAUAACAAGAACGAACAACUCGAUUGACAAUAGGAUCUCAACCACAAAAGAAAAAGCUUCAGAUUCAACGGUUAGUCAUUGUCAUCAACGAAUUGAAGAAAUUAAAGCAGACCAUGAAAUGCGUAUGGCGGAACUUCUGAAAAAACAGGAACAAGAACAACAUCAACUGCUAGAAAACUUUCGCCAACAACAAGAGGAACUGAUGAAAUUGCUUCCUGUGCCAGUGCUAGACCAGAUACACACUUCUACGCCUCUAAUCACAAGUCCCAAUGAAUCAACGGAGGUGGACAAUGAAAUUCUACCUUCGUUCAGAAAGCUUAAUAUUAGUUCGAAAGAUUUUGGUCACAGCAAUGAGUCUCAAUCGAGUAUCGAUAGUUUAUGUUCUAGUCAAACGUUGUUCGUUUCCUCCAAUACGAGUAGAACCAGUAUCAAUUUGGAAAAUUCCGAUAUUCUAUACAAGUCAUGUGAGAACAACAAUGUUGGGAACGAUACUUCGGAUGUAAAUGGAAACAUUGCAAUCAAUAAUGUACGUAACUACAUUCAAGAAAUCGGAGCAAGUCUUGCUGACAAUGAUCUCAAAGAUUUAAGUCGAUUUGGUAGCAGUGGGGACCAACGGAAAGGACAAGAUUGUGCCCAGCAUCAUGCCGCGAGUGUUAUUAACGCUUACACCCGAGGAUAUCUCACGCGUCGGCUUUUUCAAACCGAUCGUGUUCAGAAAAUUGUACAGAUUAUUCGCGAUACGCUACUUUUUAUACUCGAUUUACACUAUGAGAAAAAAGCACGACAAAAUACUAGCAGUCCAGCUGAUUUACAACUGAAGAAAACUUUGCUCCAUCAACUGACGUCGGCUUGCUAUCGAUUACAUGAAAUGUUCUUCGAGACGACUAUUCGACAACGGAUGGAAGUUAUUCGCAGGGAUCGUGAAUACAUAAGACGCAAAUUGGAAAGCCGGCAAAGUGUGGCAAGCUUCGAAAACUUUUCGAAGCUAAAUCAGUCUAAACACGCAGACGCAUCAUACACAGAUAGCAGUUUGAGGAAGUUGCAGUAUUGCUCACUAUAUUCAGUGAACAUUGAAGGCACAGUAACUGAUAAAACCGAAGACACAGAAGGCCAGCUUGAGCAAGCUAACCAACAGAUCAACUUAAGCUCAAUUUCUAAAAUGAACCUCAGUACACAAACCAACACCUCCGGUCAUUCCGUUGAUGCUACUUCGCCCCUGGUGCCUCCUAGUCUUUCGGCAACUGUUGUGUCGCGUCUCGUAAACCAGAUGAAGAAUGUAACUCCUCCCGUUACUGAUGUUGGUCACUGCCAAAACAAACAAUACAUACGACCAAAAACAACCGGAGCCUGCCAUAGACCAGCGAAAGAACAAAAAUAUAUUUAACAUUUCAUAUCAUUCAAAGUUUUAUUUCUAGUUUAACAAUUGAAAUUAUUUUGUAUGUAGAAAACAGUAAAAUACAAUCGUUUGAUCAAACGUUUUGUAA
Messenger RNA from Toxorhynchites rutilus septentrionalis, 2280 nucleotides. RefSeq names its product centriolar coiled-coil protein of 110 kDa (gene Cp110). Gene Ontology annotation, biological process: regulation of cytokinesis; centrosome duplication; centriole replication. Gene Ontology annotation, molecular function: protein binding. The transcript is spliced from 4 exons. Gene Ontology annotation, cellular component: centriole. NCBI's taxonomy places the organism in Eukaryota, Metazoa, Arthropoda, Insecta, Diptera, Culicidae. The record is from RefSeq and is a predicted model, not a curated record. Bases 138 to 2180 code for a protein of 680 amino acids.